Eimeria tenella is the source of this 1587-nucleotide messenger RNA. RefSeq lists its product as uncharacterized. NCBI's taxonomy places the organism in Eukaryota, Apicomplexa, Conoidasida, Eucoccidiorida, Eimeriidae. The transcript is spliced from 9 exons. Gene Ontology annotation, biological process: outer dynein arm assembly; cilium movement. Bases 1 to 1587 code for a protein of 528 amino acids. The record is from RefSeq and is a predicted model, not a curated record. Gene Ontology annotation, cellular component: cilium.
AUGGAGACAGCAGUUGAUCAGCAAGAAGAGCAGCGAAGGGAGCUGCAGCGAAGAUACGAAGCCAUAGAGGCGGAGCGGCAGUCCGCGGCUGCUGCAACGCAGCGGACGCUGCAGGCCAACUAUUCUUCUUUGGUGCAGCUAAAAGCUGAAAAUGAAUAUUUGCUGCAGCACCUCAAGGCUUUGAAGGCCCAGACUGUCCUCACCAGCAGCGAGCACAUCGAGAGAAAGAGCGAGGAGUUGGCUCGGCUGAGGACUCAAUUAGAUAAACAGAAAAACAAAAAUGCGAUUUACCGGCAGCAGCUUGAUCAGCUGCAGGACAAGCUCAAGGACCUGGAGUUGGCAUCUGUUAAGCCCUGCACUGAAGACUCUCCGGAGAUUCGCUCUAUGCGCUUAAUUGAGGGCCGACUAGACCAGGCAAGCAGCAGCAGCAGCAGCAGCACCAGCAACAACAGCAGCAGCAGCAGCACCAGCAACAACAGCUGCAGCAGCAGCAACAGCGGCAGCAGCAGCAGCCGCAACAGCAGCAGCAGCAGCAGCAGCCGCACAGCAGCAGCAGCAGCAGCAGCGAAGCCACCGUCAGCGCUGGAAAGCCCGCGGGAAGCAGCAGAAGCUGAAGCCUGCGAGGCGGCGCUGCGGCUGCUGAAAGAAGCUGCUGGAGUCUCCGACGCAAAUAAAGUCAUUGAACACUUUCUCUCGCAAAGCCAUACUUACGAGCAGCUGCUUUGCCUCGCGCACAAGGUGGAAUUGGAGGACGAUGAUGGGGAUGCUGCUGCUGCUGCUGAUGGUGCGGAUGACGCUGAUGAUGCUGCUGCUGCUGAUGAUGAUGCGAAUGAUGCUGUUGAUGCUGCUGAUGAAGUGGAUGAAGCUGCUGCUGCUGCGGAUGCUGCGGAUGCUGCUGCUGCUGCUGAUGCCGACGAUCCUGAUAAUGCUGUUGAUGCUGCUGCUGCUCUUCCUGGGGACUGGGAAUGCGAUGGGGUGCUGCUGCUGCUGUUGCUGUUGUUGUUGCUGCUGCUGCUGCAGCUGGAAGAAAGACGGUUUGCUUCUGUCUCCUCGGGCCUAGUGCGCGGGGAGAGCCUCCCUCCGGAAGCAGCAGAAGCAACUGCUGCUGCAGCAAAGCAGCAUCUGCAGCGGGAGCAGCAAACCCACCAGCGCUUGCAGCAGCUGCUCUCAGAGCUGCAGACAGGAGUUGGUUUCCUCACUGAAAAGCUCACCAGUGCGCAGCAGCAGCUGGGAUUCCUGCCGAAGCUGCAGCAAGAUGCCUCCCUGCCAGAUAUUUUCUCUUUCUGCUGCACUGUCACAAAGGCAUUGGUAGAAGCAGUGAAGACGUUGCCAAAGGAAAACACAGCAGCAGCAGCUGCUGCAGCAACAGCAGCAUAUGACGCAGGUGAAGACGAAGAGGAGAACAAGCAGCAGCAGGAAGAACCAGAAGACAAAACUGCUGCGGUGGCAACAGAAGAACCAGCAGCAGCAGCAGCGGCAAACAAAGAAGAGGCACCAUCUGAAGUAGCUGCUGCACCAGAUGCAGCAGCGGCAGAGGGUGGGGAAUCUGCAGCAGCAGUACAAGAGGAGCAGCAGCAAGACCCUUGA